AUGAGCAAUAAUUUGGCAAGGAGUAAUAGUGGAGGAAUUGUUUCAUCUUCUAAUAAUAAUGGAGUGGAUGUAUUAAUGUUGGGUUUGCAAGGAAGUGGAAAGAGUUUUCUCAUUAAACAAAUGAAGAAUGUGAUCACCAAUAGUGAAUUAUUAGUGUUUUAUGAUGGCCUACCAACGAAUGGAGUGAAUUUGGAGGAGUUAAUAAUUGGAUCUGGAAAGAAAAAGGCUAAGAAGAUCAAGAUUAGAGAAGUUGGAGGAGGAAUCAUUCUUACUUGGCAUCGUUACUUUGAGGAGUGUAAAGUUAUUGUAUUUGUGAUUGAUGCUUCCAAUUCAAUGCAAUUAUCAGCUUCAUGUAUUGAAUUGUUGAAUUUAUUGGCAAAACUCAAAGAUCAAAAGAAUUUCAUUGUCGUUUUGAAUAAGAGUAGUACAAUCAUUAUGAUGCAUGGUCAUUUCGAUUCCUCCUCUCUGUGGCACUGUAAUUUCAAUCCUUACUCGGAAAACUAUAAUGAUAUUUACCCUAAAUUAUUGGAACAAUAUGAUAUAGAAAGGGCUACAUAUGAAAACUUUGUUGGCGAGGUGAAUAAGCUUAUCAAGUCCCUGAAGAGGAGAUUAACACCAAGUCCUCUCAUUAAAUAUAUUACAAUUGUGCAUAUUAUAUUAAGUAUUUUAACAUUAGGACUGUGGUUAGUGGUAUUUGGUGUGUGGUAUCUAGUUAAUAAUUUGCUAACUCAAAGAAAGGCAGUUAAGGAAACAGAUAAAAUCAAGUAUGAUAUUGAAAGACUAAUCGCUAACGCAAAUUCUAUCAUCUUUCAUCCAAAGGGAUUGGAUGUAAUCACAAUAUUUGAUAUUGAGAAGGAAAAGAGAACUGGAGUUGAAAGCUUUUUGGAAUCAUACAUUCUCAUUCAAACAUGUAAAUCACAAUCAACAACAUCCGAUCCAGAAAUUCCAACAGUUAGAGCAAAUCCAGGUGCUGUGAAUGAUCAUCAUCACGAUGAAGAAAAUGGAGAUUAUUAUUACUAUAAGUAA
This is a messenger RNA of Naegleria gruberi, 1026 nucleotides long. RefSeq lists its product as uncharacterized. The coding region runs from base 1 to 1026 and encodes 341 amino acids. Lineage: Eukaryota; Heterolobosea; Eutetramitea; Acrasida; Naegleriidae. The record is from RefSeq and is a predicted model, not a curated record. Gene Ontology annotation, molecular function: GTP binding; GTPase activity. The transcript is spliced from 4 exons.